CCCAUCUUUAUUGCCUUCUUUCGUUUUUUUUUAUUUCGCUUUCAUGACAUUCUCUGUCAUCAUCCUGGAAUUUCCACUGGAUCGUUUCCCUGCUGACUCCAGGACUCCCUAUUAAAAGGGAUCUGCAUCCAGCUGCUGCAGACUGCCCCGCAUCUGCCCGAGCUGCUGGUCCUGCUCCGACAGCCCUCAUCCAACGGGAAGAUGAAGCUCUCUGCGGCUGUUUUUGCUCUUCUCCUAAUUGCAUCCUCCUGCUCUCGAGCCUCCUCUGCCCCAGUGGGACCCGACGUCCCGACCUGCUGCACCACUUACAUAACACACAAGAUCCCACGGAACCUCAUCCGGAGUCACUUCAGCACCAGCACCAGCUGCUCACAGCCAGCCAUCAUCUUCAUCACAAAGAAGAAGCGCGCAGUCUGUGCCAACCCCAGUGACCCCUGGGUGCAGAGCUACCUGCGGAGCAUCAAGCAGGACUGAGCGGAGCCGGGCAGGAUGGGACACUGCUGCCAUGUCACCACCACGAGCUCCUGGCACGGAGUGCAGCCUUGGGACGGCUCCAUGAGCCCACGUCACCUGCUUGCAGCUCCUGGGGACUGCAGGAUGGGCACCACACACAUCUCAUGUUGGGCGCUGUUUGCACAGCCCGCUCUGCAGCCCAACAUGUAGCUCAGCACCUCUGCCUGCAGACUAGAAAGGCCCACGGCACAUCUAUUGUUCUUAAGUUAUUUAAAAUUAUUUAAGAAAUUACCAUAAGAAAUAGGCAUUAUUCUCAUCUCUGGAUCGUAUUUAUGGGAGAGUGGUAGGGGGGCAUUUAAGGGAGGGUGGCUCAGAGUUCCAUCUUCAGGGGAUGGGGGUUCUGGAUCACUGUAUGAAGGUGUUGUGAAGAAUAAAGAAUGUGGACAAAA
Messenger RNA from Coturnix japonica (Japanese quail), 902 nucleotides. Its product is annotated as C-C motif chemokine 4-like. Gene Ontology annotation, cellular component: extracellular region. Lineage: Eukaryota; Metazoa; Chordata; Aves; Galliformes; Phasianidae. The record is from RefSeq and is a predicted model, not a curated record. Gene Ontology annotation, molecular function: CCR chemokine receptor binding; chemokine activity. Gene Ontology annotation, biological process: positive regulation of cell migration; eosinophil chemotaxis; antimicrobial humoral immune response mediated by antimicrobial peptide.